Molecule: messenger RNA, 324 nt
Organism: Solanum lycopersicum (tomato)
Lineage: Eukaryota; Viridiplantae; Streptophyta; Magnoliopsida; Solanales; Solanaceae
Source: RefSeq, a predicted model, not a curated record
AUGUGGGCAAUGAGGAAACAUAAGAUGGAUUGUACUAAAACGGCAGAACAAACACUAAAUGGGUUGAAUGAGCUUAAUUAUUUUCGCCUCAAGGCCUAUGAAAGUUCAGCCAUUUACAAAGAGAAGAUGAAGAAGUAUCAUGACCAAAGGAUUGAAAAGCGAGAAUUUGCAGUUGGUGAUUUGGUGCUUCUAUUCAACUCUAGGCUACGCUUGUUUCUGGAAAAACUCAAGUCUGAGUGGACACAGUCACUCCUCAUAACUAAAGUGUUUUCACAUGGAGGGGUUGAGUUGGAGAAUAAGCAGGGGACAAAGUUUACAAUCUAG